CAUCCUGUUUCACCAUGAACAUCGACGACUCAUGCCUUGUUCUCCACGGCAAUCGACUCCGCUUGGUCGAAUUACAUACAAAGGACACCACUCUCGAGGUCCUCAGCCCUAAACUCCAACAUCUACGGCCGUGCCGACUCGGGCCUGGCCGUGGCUCGUUGCAGUCUCAUCCUUGUAGACCGCAUAAUGCACGUCCGCGGGGAAAAGAGGGUAGUAAGGCAGCACCGGAAGAAGCACAACCGCGGGAUACUGCUAACCUCCUGGCUGUUAAAGAAGGGUACCACGAAGGCAGCUGGCAGUAAGUUGUCCUCUGUAGUUGCUGAUGAAGAUCAGCUCCGCGAAAAGGGUAGAGAGCAUGCUGAAGCCAUCCAAGAACGAGCAUCAAAGCGCGGCAACCAACAGGCUGCCGCUGCUGCUGCUGCUGCUGCUUCGGGGAAGGGGAAGCGCAAGGGGGCGGACGUAGCUCUCUCCGACCCUCUAGCAUUGGCUCACGAUGGCGGGACGAGAAGCGGGGCUACCCCAGAGGCUUCGCGCGAGGAACAGGCUUCGGAGGAGCGUCGCUCUAGCGCGCUGGAGUUGAUCCAGAAGGACCACGUGUUGAUGGAGCGAGUACGGGCCAUGCUGGGGGCGAGCGCUGCAGACCAGGCAGCAGCUAAGGAGGCGGCGGUCAACGCGGCGAACACUCGCGCGCUCCGUGCCUCGCUCCAAGCGCUGAAGCGGCACAGCAACAGCUCGAUAGGGUGGACCGCGUACACGACAGCGCUCGCNGUUGCGGGCUGCUACGAUGACUGCAUGGUAGCGAAGGUGUACCCCGACUUAGUUGGCAAGGUGAUGGAGAAGUCGGCAAAGGAGAAGGUUGGGAGACGCACGUUUGGAACUCAAUUGACCGGCGGUAUUGUUCCGGUGAUAUCUUCGGACGAGUCUCCUGUGGCGCCUACUCCCAACCCCAUGCCUUGUCCGACGCUUGACGAGAGUAUGGGGGAGCAGAAAGAUGGGGAGGAGGAGAUGGAGGAGGAGACGGAGGAGGAAGAGGAUGAGGAGGAGGACGGGGAGGAGGGGGAGGACGGGGAGGAGGAGGAGAAAGAGGAGAGGGAGGAAGAGAGAUACGUAAGCUCAAGAGGGCGCGUACGCAUUGCGAAGAGGAGGUUCUCGGAGUUGGGCUAG
This is a messenger RNA of Ectocarpus sp. CCAP 1310/34, 1164 nucleotides long. NCBI's taxonomy places the organism in Eukaryota, Phaeophyceae, Ectocarpales, Ectocarpaceae. The record is from the annotation of a GenBank genome assembly.